AUGAUCGCGUCGAUCGCUCUCACUCUGUUCCUGUUUUGUCAAUCGAUCAACAUCAGUGAAUGUCUCCUGGAGAGCGACACUCGUGUAAACAGCACGAGCGAGCAAAUCUCACAGCGCAGAAUGAAAAGGAGUCUCACUUUUCCUGACCCAGCCACGAUCCUGUUGAUCUUUGGCCUGGGCACUCCAUUGCAGCUGGAUCGCGAAAGCGUAAUCGUGGGUGUAUUUGCGAAAACAAUUUACAAUUUGCCGACUAAUGCCACGGAUUUUACAGAACCAGGAGUGUAUUACACAAGAGCUAGUAAAAGCAGAUGGAGUUUUUACAAAAUGUUUGAAAAGAUGAUAGCUCUGUACGGUUUUGGUGGCAAAGAAUGUUUGCUAAGAGCUAUUUGCGAAGUAGCAUAUGUUCCGUUUGACAUUCAUCACGGAUUACUAGGAGAGUUAGUACAGACUUUUCUUAGGUAG
Molecule: messenger RNA, 462 nt
Organism: Camponotus floridanus (Florida carpenter ant)
Lineage: Eukaryota; Metazoa; Arthropoda; Insecta; Hymenoptera; Formicidae
Exons: 2
Coding region: 1-462 (153 amino acids)
Source: RefSeq, a predicted model, not a curated record